Symbiodinium natans is the source of this 2121-nucleotide messenger RNA. NCBI's taxonomy places the organism in Eukaryota, Dinophyceae, Suessiales, Symbiodiniaceae. The record is from the annotation of a GenBank genome assembly.
AUGGCUGAAGAUGUGGCAUUUUCAGUGUUCGGACCUGCGGGACAGGAGAUUGGCACGUUCCUGCUGGCUCCCUCGGCACACUGCGCUGAUCUGAAGAGCGUGAUCGAGCAGAAGGUUGGCCCGCCACCUGCCACACAGAAAAUCCUUGUCGGUGACCGGAUGCUUGAAGAUUCGGAUCCUUUGCUUGGCGAGGGCGGGUAUGCGGCAGCAGGGGCCGCCAAGUCUGUCACCGCGACGUUGCUGCUGCAGGUCCCCCAAGCCGACAAAAAGCUGACCGUCAAGUGGACGCAACUUCCCGAGUCCGCAGGGUACUUGGAGGAGUUGCACGUGCAUCAUGGUGACUACAGCUAUCUGCCCGAAGACAGGUUGAUGCGCGAAGGGGCUAUUGGAUUGGAUCCCGAUACCGGCUUGCUUCUGAUACUGCGCGAGUCUGAUUCCACAGGUCAGCACGACGAUGAGGAUGCAAAGGGCAAAGGAAAGCUUGGCAAAGGCGGCCACUGCCUGUCCGACAGCUCAGCCGAAGAAGAACCUGAGGGCAAAGGCGGCAAAGGCAAAGGGAAGUCGUUUGGAGGUCCCCGCGUGGGCAAGCGCUGCCCGGCGCCAGGCUCACUGUUCAUCCUGCCUUCUGAGGGGGACGCCCUGGAGGUGCCUCUGGAGUACGAUCAUCCACUCCAUCGCGACGCGGAGAUUCACGCAGCUGAAGCUCUGCAGGGCUUUCCGUUGCCAUCCCUCGGCGUCGCAGUUGCGAGAGUCUCCAUCGGCAAAAGCAAGGUGCGCUUGGUCUCAUUUGAGCUGUGCCCUGCGACCGUCAAGUGGCAGCGCUUGUCGGAGCCCAGUUGCAAUUGCGAGGCGGUGUGCUUGGACAGAGCAAACCUCCUCGCAAUCUUCGCUCAGGUGGGUCUGUCUGGGCGCGAGGUGGUGUUUGCAAAGCUGCGGGGUGGACCAUCAGCUCACCAAGUUGAUUGCUUCCCUUUGCCAGGGGAGUUAAAGGACAAAACCGUGAGCAGCAUUGCAUGGUCGAGCAUGUCAUCCUCCGUUCUGCUGACGCUUGUCGGCGAGCACGCGGUCCGGGUGUAUCAGAAGUCGGGAUCUGACUGGCAAGCUACCAUGACACUUGGGGAUCCAUCACGACGAGGUUGCGCAGAUGGCGCGGCCGAUGCGCUCAUGUUUUGGUUUCCAAGGUGCGAGAACUUUGACGGCGCCCUCACAUAUUCGCGCCCGCUUAUUCCAAGUCCCCAUGGUGCAGUGUUUGUUCACACGGGAGGCGUGCUGAUGCGCUUGUCGGAAGACUUGUCGUCAGCAACCAAAGUUUCCUCGAUGAGGCAGGAGCUCUGGCUGUUGGACAACGACGAAGGUACCCCAGAGUACCCAACAUCCUGCAAUGUCUUCGGUGUACAUGAUGAAAAAGUUUACAAAGCAUUAGUCCGAACUGAUUACAGAGGAGAACGCCUUGUACGCAGAUUGCAAAUUUCCGCAGAUCUACGACAGAGCCGCAGCCAAAUCCGCAAGGCUGCGCAAUUGUGGCCAAGCAUUAACGAGGAGCGUCUGUUGGCCCAACGUGAAUAUGGUAGAUCGCUGGUGCCAGAACACCAUCACGAGGCAGACCGUGACAGGUGGGAUGGAGACGUGCGCUGGUUGGGAGACGGAUGGCUUUGGCAGAACUGCGACAUUCCCAAGGACGUCCGGAUCAAUGAAGAAGGCCGGGUGGUCGAAUACAAGAGAUGGUUGCGGGACAACACCCAGUUCAGAAACUUUGUGCAGAAGAAGGCCAACGAGGAGUUGGGUUGCAGGAAGAGCCAACAUCCAGAGACGCUCGAGCACCCCAGCCAUGAGCAUCCGCUGAAGCUGAUGACUAUGCCUCCCCAGUGGGACUUUUGGGAAUACGGCUGUAAUAUCUGUUGGAACAACAACGUUCGCCCAAACUUCGACUGCUUCGCCACGGGCGACUGCGAAACAGGGAUGUGGCGCUAUGAGUGCUCGGCGUGUAGGUUUACUGCACAUCCGUAUUGCGUUUUGCCUGAGGAGGCGGCGGUGCGUAAGGAGCUCGAGCCUGCCAUGGAAGCGGAAGCUUGGAAGAUGUUUGAAAGCAGGUGCAGAGAAAUUCAGCCCACGUCCGACUAG